Messenger RNA from Andrographis paniculata, 723 nucleotides. RefSeq lists its product as uncharacterized. The transcript has 3 exons. NCBI's taxonomy places the organism in Eukaryota, Viridiplantae, Streptophyta, Magnoliopsida, Lamiales, Acanthaceae. The record is from RefSeq and is a predicted model, not a curated record. Bases 6 to 611 code for a protein of 201 amino acids.
ACAAAAUGGGGCGCUCGUCGAGAAAGUGGGCGGAGAAGAUUUCUGCAGUGGCUUCUCGUGUGUAUUUCUUCGCGAUCAUUCUACAAAUUCCCCUAUUCAGAUUCCCAUGUAGAAUGGGUACGUGUGAAACGCCGAUAGAAGUAAUGGCAUGCCAACUGAUAGCCAGUGGAAUUUCCCCUGAGUUAGUUCUGAAGGCCCUACUCUUUCCCGGAGCCAUUAGAAGAUUAUUUACUCAGGGCACAGCCAUUCCAAGCCCCGGACAGCUUCUGAAUUCUUACAAGUCGAAGAUAAGGGAUGCAAAUGCCCCAUCCGAUCCCAGGCACUUAGAGGUAGUUAUCGGAAGCUACCUCUGUGUUGCCGGAGCUCUUGUAGGUUUGAUAAAACAUGGAAGAAUUGGCUUAUUCGGUUUGCUUCUCGUCCUAUGGGGCAUUGCAAGGGAAAUAUUGACUCGAAAACAUGCAUAUGAUCAUAGUAAAACUCUAAGCAUAUAUCCAGAAAUGAUUGUCACUCUUAUAAUAGCCUUCUUUUCUGUGAGAAGAGAUGUAAGAAAGCUUAUGAGAAUUUGUAAACCCGACACCAUUCUUGAAUGGCUCAAGCCCAAACACAUUUGAGCUUAUUCCAAUCAUAUGCUGAUUAGUGCUGAUUUUGUUAUUUUGUUAUCUUUGUUCAAUAUGGUAAAUUCAGAUUUGAAAUAUGUUGUUUUCGUAAACUUUUGUUUAUGUA